GUAAAUAAAACAAGCCGACUGUUGUACCCGUGGCGAUCCCGGGGUGCGCUCGUUCACGUCGUCCCCCGCGCACGUUCACGCGAACGAGUGCGUCACAAGCGCGCCACUUCAACACUGCGCCUCCUCGCGUGGAAAUCUGAGGACAGAUGUUUCGAUUUAAGUCCCUAGAUGAAGACUGUACAUUGGAGGAAGAAGAUGAGGGACUGGCAGAAGAAGAUGAAAUUGAUCAGUUCAACGACGACACGUUUGGAGCAGGCGCCAUCGACGAUGAUUGGCAGGAGGAACACAAGCGCCUGGCUGAGCUUGAUCAACGAGAUGGGCUUGGAGAGGGGUUUGGGCUAGAAAGAGGUGGGAUGGGAGGUGAACUAGAUUUAGGAGCGGCUGAAAAGCCAUCCUCCACCUAUGUUUCAUCUUCAGCUGACCAUCUCCCCUUUCAGUCAUCCCUCUCUUCACCCCACCACUCUUCUUCCCCAGGCAGACCUCAGCCAGAUGUGGAUGACGGAAGAAGGGAAGGUGACUUGGCCGAGUCGCUGGCAAGACUGGUCCUCGACGCUGACCCAGCAAUUGCUGGAGUUGGGGCUGCAGAGAGGCCUGGUUUCUCCCACAACCAAAGGUUGGAGCAUGACUCAAGACCCAAAAUUCUGCUUCAACCUUCCACCAUUUCGGAUUCAACUCGCACACACCAGCAAACCCCUGGGCCGCCCACAGGUCUUCCUCCUGGUCAUCUUCCCUCAUCAAUGCUCAGCUACCAACAACAACAACAUUUACUACGCUCAGGACCUGGUCAGAUGAACUCCCACAGUAUAUGGGAGAACAGUAUGGGCUUUGGACCAGUCAGUGUUACCCCUGGACUAGUUACACAAAUGGAGGAUAGUCCGUUAAUGUCCAUAAUAAAGGAGGCGGGACUUCCAAAGCGCCCAGUUCAGGGGAGAAACGAUGAGGGACGGGAUUUUUCAGAAAGAGUUCCACCUCCACGCUCUUCUUCUCCUGUCAUUGGCUCCCCCCCAGUAAGAGCGGUGCCUAUUGGAACUCCGCCCAAGCAGCCAAUGAGUCACACCUUAAAUCAUCAGAUCCACCAUCCCACAGCAGUUCAUGUGAGAGCCCCAAUUCAGCACAGAUACCCGCCUCCUUUCCCGGAACGUCUGUCACCAAACACUCUACUCAAUUUAGCUAACUCGCCUCUGUAUCGUGGACCAUUUCCUCCAGGAGUCGGUCCUGUGCUUUCCCAGAUUCAAAGAGCCCAGCUUCUUAACUCUCAGGUGGCAGGUGUUCACCGUGGCAGUCCAAUGCCUCCUCUGUUACCAGGCGGAGGAAGUUUCAGGCCAUUUUUCGGUGGCCCACACCCUCCCCACGGUCAUCGAAUGGGUCCCCUGCCCCAUCUUGGCCACCCUAACCACAUACCGCCCAUCAGACACAGUGCCACCCACCUACACCCCCAACAUCGCCGCAUGCUCACCCAGCGCAUGCAGAACAGAGGAGGGGACCGUAACAGGACUGGAGGGGACUGGCACAGCAGGGAUCCAUACAGUAACUUGAUGACUCCGAAAGAGAAGGAAUGGGUCACUAAAAUUCAAAUGAUGCAGCUUCAGAGUACUGACCCUUUCUUGGAUGACUACUACUAUCAGAACUACUACGAAAAGAUGGAAAAACGUCAGGAGAGAGAAAGAGACAGCAGUAAAAAAGAACAUACGACCAAGCUCAUUACUCCACAAGUUGCCAAGAUUGAACACACCUACAGACCAGUUCAGUUUGCGGGUUCUCUGGGUAAGCUGACUGUGUCUAGUGUCAACAAUCCACGCAAGAUGAUUGAUGCUGUGGUAACAACUCGCUCAGAUGAUGAGGAAAAGAGAGAAAAGCAGGUUUGGAACAAGAGGCGGCAAAUUCUGUACACAGUGGAAAAGAUCUACAGUUUGCUUCUGGAGGUCCAGGACUUUGAGAAACGUUUUGUCCAUGCACCAGAAGAGGACAGAGAGCUUUUACUCGAGCAGCACAAAACCAACACCAUGCAGCUGUGCAACUCUCUGCAAGAAAAAGAUUGGGACGACAGGGUGAGCGAUGAUCGGUGCAUGAUGAUCAUGUCAGUGAGGAAGGGCAAGCGGCUCAUAUCCAGGCUGCUCCCCUAUCUGCCCUCCUCUCAGGCUGCUGCCGUUGUUAUGGCGAUUGCCCGCAACCUGCCCACCUUAGCCAAGAAGGACAAGCAAGACCAGGUGCUGUGCUGGUUGGUGGAGCCAAUUUCGGCUGUGAUAAUGUCCAUGUCCAGUGCUGCCCUCACAGACCUGCUGCAGGAGCUCCAGGGCAGUGAGGGUCAACUUGCCACAGUACUACAUAACAAGUUUGGUGUUACGCUGCUCUAUCUGAUCUUGAGUAAAGGAGAGAGGAUGCAAAGUUCUGACCCCAACUGUCAGCUCAUGGAUGACAAUCGAUGGACGGAGUUGGUGUUUUCUGUGACCAGGGAGUUGCUGAGCAUUCCCUCUACGUCUCUCUCGUCUCCUCUUUUUACGCCUCCCAAUUUGCUCUUCCUAUUCUCACGCUACGUGGACCGCCAACGCUUGGACUUGUUACAGGAAAAACUACAGAUUUCCACUUUGUCCCGGUAAAAGUUUCUGCAUCGUCAUCAACACAGAAGCCUCCUGGUAUAUUGCGGGCGAGUGUGUGUGUGUGUGUGUGUGUGGCAUUGUGAUGACUUGUUUUAAUCCAAUUUCUUCUCCUGCCCCUUUUUUUCUUGUGUGCGAGUGCGUCCGCGUGUGUAUGCAUUUUUUUUAAUGGAACCGAGCCGACUAAAUGAGAUUGAGGAUUUUUGAAUGCUAGCAAUGACAUCUGCGUUUUUAAAUAUAUUGUUUUGAAAAUUGAACCCUAAAAUUAAAAGUAUUUCUAUGAUAUCAAAUGUGCACUGCUAUUUUUCUUGUCCCGUUGCUUUGAGCGUAGUUCUCUAACACCGUAUAGCUGACAAAUAUGUCCAACUAAUCGAUUCCCUAAACUCCUCUGCUUUAAGUCUCUUUGUAAAUUAUUAUUGGAAUGUACAUUGUGUGUAACUGUCUUUUUAAAGUAAACUGAACAUGUGGUUUUCAAUAAAUGUACAAUUUUUUUUUUUAGUGAA
Molecule: messenger RNA, 3097 nt
Organism: Nerophis ophidion (straightnose pipefish)
Lineage: Eukaryota; Metazoa; Chordata; Actinopteri; Syngnathiformes; Syngnathidae
Gene: patl1
Product: PAT1 homolog 1, processing body mRNA decay factor
Exons: 20
Coding region: 147-2597 (816 amino acids)
Biological process (GO): deadenylation-dependent decapping of nuclear-transcribed mRNA; P-body assembly
Cellular component (GO): P-body
Molecular function (GO): RNA binding
Source: RefSeq, a predicted model, not a curated record